Messenger RNA from Baudoinia panamericana UAMH 10762, 605 nucleotides. RefSeq lists its product as uncharacterized. Bases 173 to 505 code for a protein of 110 amino acids. The transcript has a single exon. Lineage: Eukaryota; Fungi; Ascomycota; Dothideomycetes; Mycosphaerellales; Teratosphaeriaceae. The record is from RefSeq and is a predicted model, not a curated record.
UCACCAGUAAGUCAUAGCCUCUCGCCCAAUCGGUGUAUUCAUUACCUCGUAAGUGCACGAAUUUGGCUAAGCUCACCAAACAUGUCCACAAUUGGACCUGGAAGAACAAGCAUCAGAUCGUGGGAUAUGAGUGGCCAAUAACAUCGAAAUUGACACUCCUGCCAAUGUAGAGAUGAGUAAUGCAGGCCAGCUUCCUAUAGCAUGGUGCCGAGUGGCUUCAGCGAUAGAAACACGAAGGCGACCAUCCCUGGAGCAACAGUGUUGUCCGGCUCUUCUGGACGCUAUACCAAUGUCACACGCAGUUUGGAAGCCUAUAGCUUCCUGUCGGUUACCGUUGGGAAUGGGAUUGCGACAGCGCCGAUUUCGGGCGUUUGGGAAGUGCUGGUACACUGUAUUUGCCGCGGUCGUACUGCAUCUUUCUCUCUUCGUUACUCGUAGUAUCGAGGUUCGCCAACCACAGUUACUGAGGCUGGUAUUCAGAAAAGCUCGUAGGGUCCUGACCUAGCCGAGCCGAAAGCAGUGCGGUAGCGGUAUAAGCACGUAAUGAACAGCGAUAAGCUGGAAUUGCCACUGCCAUUAGGCGUAGGCCCGGGAGCAAGUCGAGC